Passer montanus (Eurasian tree sparrow) is the source of this 3454-nucleotide messenger RNA. It is a transcript of the gene PRKG1, whose product is annotated as protein kinase cGMP-dependent 1. NCBI's taxonomy places the organism in Eukaryota, Metazoa, Chordata, Aves, Passeriformes, Passeridae. Gene Ontology annotation, molecular function: cGMP-dependent protein kinase activity; ATP binding. The record is from RefSeq and is a predicted model, not a curated record. The transcript is spliced from 17 exons. Gene Ontology annotation, biological process: protein phosphorylation. The coding region runs from base 103 to 1641 and encodes 512 amino acids.
GCAGCCUCCUGGAGUGGAGUUACUGUGUGUGAGCAGAUCCCUGAAGCCUUCUGACCUGAUGGGAAGGUUGAAGUGACAAAAGAGGGAGUGAAGCUCUGCACCAUGGGACCUGGCAAAGUUUUUGGGGAGUUAGCAAUCCUUUACAACUGCACCCGGACAGCUACUGUCAAAACUCUCGUAAAUGUGAAACUUUGGGCUAUUGAUCGGCAAUGUUUUCAAACAAUAAUGAUGAGGACUGGCCUCAUCAAGCAUACUGAGUAUAUGGAAUUUUUGAAAAGCGUUCCCACAUUCCAGAGCCUUCCCGAGGAGAUCCUCAGUAAGCUUGCAGAUGUCCUGGAAGAGACUCACUACGAGAGUGGAGAGUACAUCAUCCGCCAAGGGGCUCGAGGGGACACCUUCUUCAUCAUCAGCAAAGGAAAGGUGAACGUCACCCGGGAGGACUCUCCCAGUGAAGAUCCUGUCUUUCUCCGCACUCUGGGGAAGGGGGAUUGGUUUGGAGAAAAAGCCCUCCAAGGGGAGGAUGUCAGGACAGCCAACGUCAUCGCAGCUGAAGCAGUCACUUGUCUGGUCAUAGACAGAGACUCCUUCAAGCACCUGAUCGGGGGCCUGGACGACGUCUCCAACAAAGCCUAUGAGGAUGCAGAAGCAAAAGCAAAAUACGAAGCCGAAGCUGCCUUCUUUGCCAACCUGAAACUGUCGGAUUUCAACAUCAUCGACACCCUGGGAGUCGGAGGGUUCGGGAGAGUGGAGCUGGUGCAGCUGAAGAGCGAGGAGGCCAAGACGUUUGCCAUGAAGAUCCUGAAGAAGCGGCACAUCGUGGACACGCGGCAGCAGGAGCACAUCCGCUCCGAGAAGCAGAUCAUGCAGAGCGCCCACUCCGACUUCAUCGUCAGGCUCUACAGGACGUUCAAGGACAGCAAGUACCUGUACAUGCUGAUGGAGGCCUGCCUGGGGGGAGAGCUCUGGACAAUUCUCAGGGACAGGGGUUCAUUCGAGGAUUCCACCACCAGGUUUUACACGGCAUGCGUGGUGGAAGCCUUUGCCUACUUGCAUUCCAAAGGGAUCAUUUAUAGGGACCUCAAGCCAGAGAACCUCAUUCUGGAUCACCGAGGUUAUGCCAAGCUGGUCGAUUUUGGCUUUGCAAAGAAAAUAGGAUUUGGAAAGAAAACAUGGACUUUUUGUGGCACCCCGGAGUACGUAGCCCCCGAGAUCAUCCUGAACAAAGGUCAUGACAUUUCGGCAGACUACUGGUCCCUGGGAAUCCUGAUGUAUGAGCUCCUGACUGGCAGUCCCCCUUUCUCAGGCCCAGACCCCAUGAAGACCUAUAACAUCAUAUUAAGGGGAAUAGACAUGAUUGAAUUUCCAAAGAAGAUUGCCAAAAAUGCUGCUAACUUAAUUAAAAAACUAUGCAGGGACAAUCCAUCAGAAAGAUUAGGGAACUUGAAAAAUGGAGUGAAAGAUAUCCAAAAGCACAAAUGGUUUGAAGGCUUUAACUGGGAAGGGUUACGGAAAGGGACACUGACACCUCCCAUAAUCCCAAGUGUCGCAUCUCCCACGGACACAAGCAACUUUGACAGCUUCCCAGAGGACAGUGACGAGCCACCCCCUGACGACAACUCAGGAUGGGACAUAGAUUUUUAAUGUUAUUUCUCUUACCUGCUUCUGCCUUGCUGAGGACAGCUUUUCCUGGGACGUGGCUGCCAGCGGAACGGGAAGACCGGAAUCGGGGAGGAUUCGUGCUCGGGGUCACCAUGAUGCCUUGAUUGAUGCUGCUCCAGUAACUCCAGUGGCAUUAGGACUUCUUGCUUAGUGACAAUAGUGCUCUCCAUGUUUUCUGUUGGAACGUGACCUGGCGUGGGCAUGGUGGUCCUGACACAGAGCCUUGCUCCGGCACAGAACUCCUCUUCUGUGGCCACAGAGAUCCUGGCACACUCUUGAUUAGCAGAGUGAGAGAUCCCUAGAGUAAGAGGCACUUAAUUCCAGCUGCUUUUUCCGUAGGAUCAGUAGUAACUUAUGAAGUGCUGCAGCUACUCCAGUGCAGGAUUUGGGCUAUUCCCACUCUCCGAGCUCCACAGGGCAGCGUUGGAGCCCAGGAGGAGCACGGGCAAAGCACUCCUGUCAAAGCAAAAAGUGGGAAAUGUGUCCUUUUCCUUUCCUAGCAGUAUUCCUGACAAGACUGAAUGUUCCCUUUCCUCUUUGUUUUGGAAACAUUUUGGCUCAGCCUGGUCAAAAAAAGCACAACUGUUGCAGAUGCUGUCAAGGCAGAGGAUGGGUCGCUUCCCUCACAUGGCAGCACCACCUUUGGGCUUCAGUUCUCCUUUCCCUUGGUACCAACACAUGCAUGGAAAGAGAAAAUCGUGGAAUGAAUCCAUUGUACAUCUACUGAUCCAUUGUACAUCCACUGAUCCAUUGAUCUAUUGUACAUCCAUUGAUCCAUUGUAUAUCUAUUGAUCCAUUGUACAUCCACUGAUCCCUUUCACACCUAUUGAUCCAUUUCACAGUGCUCCAGUCACGGUCCUGAGCAAAGCAACAGCAGCCCACAGUCUGAUUAGGUAUAAAAUUAAGGAUAACUUGGAGCUUUUUUAGGCUCAAAGGGAAAAGCAUGAGACCUGUGAUGUCCUCUCGAGGUGCUACAUCCAUUCCUCACCUGGGAAGAAACCUGUCCCUGACCCAUCCUGUCAGGAAUAUGUAGCAGAGGCUCCGUUCUUCCUUUUGGUGAUUCUGUGUCUCCAUGUUUGCAUCUCUUCCGUGUUUAAAGAAUCUCAUUAAAAUAGAAAUUCUGGGCCAGUCUGCUGGCUCUGGUGGAACAUUGCCAGUAGUCCUUAUGCCUCUCCAGGCUAAGGAGCUCCACAGGAAAGUCAGUGGAAUUCAAUGGGAAGUGGAUAUUAGAAGAUCCCUGUGAGGUCUCCAGCGUGCCAGGUCCAUGGGACUGUGUUUAACACAGGGAUGGCCAAAUCCAUAUGGAAAAAUGAACUAGGGAAAACAAUAUUAUCAGGAUAUGCUUUUCCCUCACUUCUACUGCUUUUCCUUUGCUUGAAUUCCCUCCUCUGGUUUAUAGAGUGCAGCAGAGGGAUCCUGUCCUGGGUGCCCAUUUGUGGCAUACAGGACUGAAAGUUUAUCCCAUUAUCCAACAGGAAACAUCAGGUUUUGGUCUCUCUGAGAGACCUGGCCCCCAAAAAAACCACAGAAUCAUGGAAUGAUGGAAUGGUUUGGGUUGGAAGGGACCUUAAAGUUCCUCUCAUUCCAUUCCACCCCUGCCAUGGGUGAGCAGGUGCUGCCUUCUUUAAUCUCAGCUGCCAAGAGCUGACCGUGGAAAGAUCAAGUCUUGCUGACGAGGACUUUUCCCACAUAUUACAUGGAAAAGGUCUGUUUGAGCAGUAAAAAAACCCUUCCCUGAUGCUAAGUCCCAACUCUUUUGCAUGUUUUUCAUUAAAGGAUGUAAUCAAAAGGGUAU